GAAGCAUUAGAAUAAUUAUUAUCCUCUGUGCUUAUAUAAAAUCAAAUCAGUUUUUAGCUUGUAUUAGUUGGGUAUAUUGUAUAGAAGAAAAUGCAUCUUAGCUUAAUGUUUGUGGUGCUUUCAGCAUUUUUGGUAAUUUCCAGUGCUCAAUUUGCCCAAUACCCUCCAGAAUUCCAACCUAAUCUUUUCAAUUCCAUCCAACAACCGUUUAACACUUACAGAAACUUCGGUGGCUACCAGUUAAGAUACCCGCCACCACCACCGCACAGGCCCAAUUUUUUUGAUCAAGUUUACAAUGAAAAAGGUGAAAAAUUGACUUGCAGAAUGGUGUGCUCGACUACUCAAGAUGAUACCACUGAAGAUGUAGAUGAUAGUUUACAGAAGGGUGAACUUUUGCCAGAGAAGAAAGAGAGCGAAGAGAAUAGGAUUGGGAAAAAGGAAUAAGGAUUUUUGGUUUCCAAAUAAGAAAUUAAAUGGUUUUGAAUUUUUU
Ceutorhynchus assimilis (cabbage seed weevil) is the source of this 490-nucleotide messenger RNA. The record is from the annotation of a GenBank genome assembly. NCBI's taxonomy places the organism in Eukaryota, Metazoa, Arthropoda, Insecta, Coleoptera, Curculionidae.